This is a messenger RNA of Gopherus flavomarginatus (Mexican gopher tortoise), 1117 nucleotides long. RefSeq names its product proteasome 26S subunit, non-ATPase 9 (gene PSMD9). Gene Ontology annotation, biological process: proteasome regulatory particle assembly. NCBI's taxonomy places the organism in Eukaryota, Metazoa, Chordata, Testudines, Testudinidae. Gene Ontology annotation, molecular function: protein binding. The transcript has 6 exons. The record is from RefSeq and is a predicted model, not a curated record. Gene Ontology annotation, cellular component: nucleus; cytoplasm. The coding region runs from base 39 to 647 and encodes 202 amino acids.
CGUGACCCGCGCGCGGGCGCUGUUGCAGGUCCGGGGCGAUGGCGGAGGAGGAGGCCGGGCCCGACGCGCUGAGCGUGCGCGAGGUGCAGCAGCUGGUCCGCAGGAAGGAUGAGCUCGAGGCCCAGAUCAAAGCCUGUUACGCGGUGCUGGAGGGGCAAAAGGGAGUCGGGAUGAACGAGCCGCUGGUUGAUGCUGAAGGGUAUCCACGUGCAGAUGUUGAUGUGUACCAAGUCCGUGCAGCCAGGCAUAACAUCAUCUGUUUGCAGAAUGACCACAAGGCCCUAAUGCUGCAAGUGGAAAAAGCUCUCCACCAGCUGCAUGCCCGAGAGAAGGAGAAGCAGGCAAAGGAUGAGGCAGAAGCUCAGGCCGAGGCAAUGAAUCAGAACCAGAGUCUGCCGCAGCCCUUCGCAAGAGUGAAUGCUGUCACCCCAGGUUCUCCCGCCAGCAUCUCGGGAUUACAGGUUGAUGAUGAGAUCAUUGAGUUUGGCUCUGUCGACACACACAACUUCCAGACGCUGCAGAAUAUUGCCACCGUGGUGCAGCACAGUGAAGGGAAACCACUGAGUGUGACCGUGAUCCGUGGCGGCAAGAAAUUACACCUCGGGCUCACGCCAAAGCACUGGGCUGGGAAAGGACUGCUGGGGUAGGCAUCCCAAUUCCUACUACAGCCUCUGAGUUCAGAUGCAAUAUUCUCCCCUUGCAAAGAUAACUGGCUUGGAAAACAAUAAGAUCAAAGUUUGUACUUUCUGAACUCCAGCCUGGUUUGAAAAGUUCACUUUGCAACCUACAUCUACUUGGUGACACUGGAGAGUUUAUAAUGGGUUCCGAGGCUCCGACCUCCAGCCUGCCAGAUAUACUGCACCUGAAUUGCUUUCAACAGACCUGUGCGUGGUCAUGAUUAGUAAUUGUACCGAUUCAUAGGGAAUAGAUUGUAGAGUCAUAGGACCUAAUUUUGACUUCACUUGCACUGAUGUAAAUCAGGCGUGAGAUCAAAGUGAGGUCCAUGCUUUUUGUUUAGUUAGAAUCCAUGCCAAAUUAUUCUGUAACAUUUAGUGAAUGUGUUUUUUUCUGUUUUGUUCAUGGGAAGUAACAUUUACCAAUAAAGAGUUAAGCUGGG